Messenger RNA from Phaethon lepturus (White-tailed tropicbird), 1095 nucleotides. RefSeq names its product glial fibrillary acidic protein (gene GFAP). The record is from RefSeq and is a predicted model, not a curated record. Gene Ontology annotation, biological process: intermediate filament organization; regulation of chaperone-mediated autophagy. Gene Ontology annotation, molecular function: structural constituent of cytoskeleton. Gene Ontology annotation, cellular component: cell projection; cytoplasm; intermediate filament. Lineage: Eukaryota; Metazoa; Chordata; Aves; Phaethontiformes; Phaethontidae.
AUGGACUUCUCGCUGGCUGCAGCACUCAACUCGGAGUUCAGGGAGACGCGCACCAACGAGAAGGUGGAGAUGAUGGAGCUCAACGACCGCUUCGCCAGCUACAUCGAGAAGGUCCGGCUCCUGGAGCAGCAGAACAAGGUGCUGGUGGUGGAGCUGAACCAGGUGCGGGACCAGGAGCCCUCGCGUCUGGCCGACGUCUACCAGGAGGAGCUGCGUGACCUGCGGCGCCACGUGGAGCAGGUGGCCACCGCCAAAGUAACGGCGCUGAAUGGGUAACGAUGCCGAAGGAGUAACGGUGCCUCUCUGCUCGGGCAAAGGCUGCAGGACGAGGUGACCCUGCGGAUGGAGGCUGAGAGCAACCUGGCUGCCUACAGGCAGGACGUGGACGCCGCUGCCUUGGCUCGCCUGGACCUGGAGCGGCGAGUGGGGACCCUGCAGGACGAGAUCGCCUUCCUCCGCAAGGUCCACGAGGAGGUAACCCCGGACCUGACAGCCGCUCUGCGCGACAUCCGCAGCCAGUACGAGGCCAUGGCCGCCAGCAAUGUCCAGGAGACGGAGGAGUGGUACAAGUCCAAGUUCGCAGACCUGACGGAUGCAGCCGCCCGGCAUACGGAGGCCCUGCGCGUGGCCAAGCAGGAGGCCAACGAGUACCGGCGUCAGCUCCAGGCCCUCACCUGUGACCUGGAGGCUCUGCGGGGUUCGAAUGAAUCCCUGGAGAGGCAGCUGCGGGAGCUGGAGGAGCGCUACGCCCUGGAGACAGCCGGCUACCAGGACACGGUGGUGCGGCUGGAGGAGGACAUCCGCAGUCUCAAGGAGGAGAUGGCCCGGCACCUGCAGGAGUACCAGGAUCUGCUCAAUGUCAAGCUGGCCCUUGACAUUGAGAUCGCCACGUACCGCAAGCUGCUGGAGGGCGAGGAGAGCAGGAUCACCAUCCCCGUGCAGAGCUUCUCCAACCUGCAGAUCCGAGAGACCAGCUUGGACACUAAAUCCAUGUCAGAGGCCCACCUGAAGAGAAGCAUCGUGGUCAAAACUGUGGAGACCAGAGAUGGAGAGGUGAUCAAGGAGUCCAAGCAGGAGCACAAGGAGGUGGCGUAG